Molecule: messenger RNA, 873 nt
Organism: Ornithodoros turicata
Lineage: Eukaryota; Metazoa; Arthropoda; Arachnida; Ixodida; Argasidae
Exons: 1
Coding region: 1-873 (290 amino acids)
Molecular function (GO): nucleic acid binding; zinc ion binding
Source: RefSeq, a predicted model, not a curated record
AUGCUGGGGGAUGAGUCUCGAGUUAUUUCAACCGGAGCAGGUUCGGUCGAUUGUGUUCGGCGGUUUCGCAGCCCUGGAACGUUUGAUCCUGACAAAGAAGAUUGGAACCUCUAUGAGAUCAGGUUUCUAGCGGCUAUACGUGUGGCAAGAGUCACGGACGAUGCGGACAAGAGUGGACUUCUAAUUUCGUCGCUGAGUCCGGCAGUCUUCAAGCCGCUGUAUAACCUGCUACAACCGAGGAACAUCAUGGAGGUACCUUUCAAGGAUCUUACUGCAACGUUAUCUGACCAUUUCACUCUGAAACGGUUCAAGGAGUUUGAGAGAUACAAGCUUUUCUCAAAUCGUCAAGAGGACGGUGAGUCAGUGAAGGAUUUCGUUGAGCGGUUGUUGGCAAUCAUUUCCCGCUGUGAAUAUGAAGGAGAGUCUGACGUUCGAGCAUGUUCCCUGAUGACAGCGUUCAUCGUAGGCCUCCGAGAUCAGCGAAUCCGCGCGCGACUUGUUCUGGAAAAGACCUUGACAAUGGACACAGCGAUCUGGCUCACUGAAAGUUUUCUGGCCGCGGAGGCAGAGUCGAAGCAAUUGCAUGCAGAACCCUCUGUGCACAAGGUGACAGUCAAGCCGGAGAGCAAGGAACGAUGUUUCCGGUGUGGAAAUUCAAACCACUCGCAAGAAACGUGCAGAUUCCACAAUGAGGACUGUCAUGCCUGUGGCCAAACCGGACACAUCUCGAAAAUGUGUCGUUCAUCCGCUUCACAGGGAACGCGGAAGAAAGGUAAACAUUUUCUGAAGGUGAAGCUUGUGACCGACGUGUUUCUUGCGGACGACCAAGCACAGAGUCAUUCCUCUUCAAGUACUGAGUCACUCCCCAUGUGA